GCGCAGGGUCAGGCGCCCGGCCGCACCUGCUCAGUGUGCCUGAGUUGUGCAGAUACCUGGCUGAGAGCUGGCUCACCUUCCAGAUCCACCUGCAGGAACUGCUGCAGUACAAGAGGCAGAAUCCAGCUCAGUUCUGUGCUCGAGUGUGUUCUGGCUGUGCUGUGCUGGCGGUGCUGGGACACUAUGUUCCAGGAAUUAUGAUUUCCUACAUAGUCCUGCUGAGUAUCCUGCUGUGGCCCCUGGUGGUUUAUCAUGAGCUGAUCCAGAGGAUGUACACACGCCUUGAGCCCCUGCUCAUGCAGCUGGACUACAGCAUGAAGGCAGAAGCUGAUGCCCUGCAUCACAAACACGACAAGAGGAAGCGGCAAGGGAAGAGUGCACCCCCAGGAGGUGAUGAGCCAUUAGCAGAGACAGAGAGUGAAAGCGAGGCAGAGCUGGCUGGCUUCUCCCCAGUGGUGGAUGUGAAGAAAACAGCACUGGCCUUGGCCAUUACAGACUCAGAGCUUUCAGAUGAAGAGGCUUCUAUCUUGGAGAGUGGAGGCUUUUCUGUAUCCCGGGCUACAACUCCGCAACUGACUGAUGUCUCUGAGGAUUUGGACCAGCAAAGCCUGCCUAGUGAGCCGGAGGAGGCCCUGAGCCGGGAGCUGGGGGAGGGAGAGGAGGCAGAGUUGGCCCCUCCUGAAGACCUGCUGGGUCCCCCUCAGGCCCUCUCAAGGCAAGCUCUGGACUUGGAGGAAGAGGAAGACAUGGCAGCCAAGGAAACCUUGCUUCGGCUCUCAUCCCCCCUUCACUUUGUGAACACACACUUCAAUGGGGCAGGAUCCCCCCCAGAUGGAGUGAAGUGCUCCCCUGGAAGACCAAUGGAGAUGCUGAGCCUAGAGGCAGUGAGUGGUGACCUCACUGCUCCGCCCAGCACCCUGUCACCCCCACUUUGCCUUGCUGAAAGUGACCCAGUCCCCUUCCCCUCCGUGCUCCCACCUCUUCCCCAGGACUCACCCCAGCCCCUGCCUGCCCCUGAGGAAGAAGAGGCACUCACCACUGAGGACUUUGAGUUGGUGGAUCAGGGGGAGCUGGAGCAGCUGAAUGCAGAGCUUGGCUUGGAGCCAGAGACACCCCCAAAGCCCCCUGAUGCACCACCACCUCCACUCCUGGUGUCCGACACCUAUUCUCUGGUACAGUCAGACCAAGAGGCUCAGGCCAUGGCAGAGCCAUGAGCCAUGGGGGAAGGAGCUGCAGGCACAGUAGGGCUUCCUGGCUAGGGGUGUUGCUGUUUCCCCCUUUCCCUACUACUAUGGGAAGGCACAGUGUGUAGGGAAGCUGGCUGUCAGAUGGUAGCCAGUCCACCUCUGCCUGCCUGCCUGCCUGCCUGCCUGCCUGCCUGCUGUCCCAGGCCGGGUGCAGCACCUGUUCCUAGGACUGGUUUUAAGUUUGUAAAUAAUUUUCAACUUGGGUUAGUGGAUGUGAAGAGGGCUAAGGAAGUCCUUCCUACAGCCUACACUUGCCUCCCUGCCUCAUCCCUAUUCUCAUUCCACUAUGCCCCAAGCUCUGGUGGUCUAGCCCUUUUUCCUCCUAUCCUCAGGGACCUGUGCUGCUCUGCCCUCAUAUCCCACUUGGUUGUUUAGUUCAGGCACUUUAUAAUUUUCCUCUCCUGUCCUGUACUCUCUGCUUUAUUUCUCUGCUGUUUCCUGUCUUUAGUAGCUCAAUCCCCACCCUUUGUCAACUCCUCCUGCCCAGCAGGAACUGGCUAAGCUUUAGGGAGGCUCCUGGUCUGAGAGGUAAAGAGUAAAUUGAGAGGGUGGGUCAGGCCACUAGUGACACACUUAGGUCACAGUAGCCUGUGUAACCUCCACUGCACCCUUGCCCUAAUUCAGCCUGGCUUUUCAUGGUGCGGGAAGAAAGCAGGGAUCCCACAGCAUAGGUGCCAGCCUUGGGGUUGGUAAGUAUGUCCUCUGUCUUGUUGAGAUGAAAAGCUUCCUUACAGUCGUAGGGGGAAGAAAGAAACCUGCUCCUGUGGGCCCCAGGUGGUCCAAGUGCAGUGGGACCCUCUACUAGGUUCAGAAAGUGGACAUAACAUCUGUGCAGGUGGUGACUGGAAAAAUAAAGUGUUGAUUGGCUAGAACUGCUGCUGCCUGCCUGCCUGCCUGCCUCACUGCGGGCUGCCUCCACACUCUGUGCUUGCCCCUCCUCACCUUUAUCCCCUUCACCCCAAUCUUGCUCCUGCCUGUCUUUUGCCUUCGUGCAACGCAAGGCCAGAAGUAAGGAUUACCCUGACAACAUUAACUUCCCCUUGGCCAUCCUCCCUGACAGUGCUGUAUGUUUAAUGAGAUUUAGCAUGUGUGAAUAAAAUGUGCAGGAGGAAA
This is a messenger RNA of Galeopterus variegatus (Sunda flying lemur), 2360 nucleotides long. It is a transcript of the gene RETREG2, whose product is annotated as family with sequence similarity 134, member A. NCBI's taxonomy places the organism in Eukaryota, Metazoa, Chordata, Mammalia, Dermoptera, Cynocephalidae. Bases 198 to 1214 code for a protein of 338 amino acids. The transcript has 6 exons. The record is from RefSeq and is a predicted model, not a curated record.